Notodromas monacha is the source of this 1452-nucleotide messenger RNA. The record is from the annotation of a GenBank genome assembly. Lineage: Eukaryota; Metazoa; Arthropoda; Ostracoda; Podocopida; Cyprididae.
UUCACGUUGGCUCAAGAAGGAUAUGAUGUUUGGCUGGGGAACUUUCGGGGUUCACCAGAAGCCUCUCGGCACAAAUUUUUAAACCCCAGCGAAAAGUCUUUUUGGGAUUUCACGCCGGAUGAACACGGAAGACUCGAUCUGCCAGCAUUGAUCAACCUUGUUUUGAGGGCCUCCGGAAAAGAUAAACUAGUGUAUUCUGGCUUCUCCAUGGGCACCCACACGUUUUUCAUCUACUGUCACUAUCAUCCGGAUGCGUGUGUUCGGAAUGUUCAAGCAGCCAUUAUGCUGGGCCCCGUGUUAGACAUGACCUUUUUGGCGGAUUCAAACUUUCUGGCCGGUGCGGGGCUUUUGCUGCCUUCCGGACCAUACAGGGAAACUGUUUCCAAUGAUUUCGGCUUUCGAACGCAGUCUUUCGAUGCAACAACCGACGAUGGUUACAUUUCAAGGCUGACCCGGAUACAACGUAAAUCAGGAGUCAAUAUCCACAAGGGAAAAUUUCCAAUUUUGAUAUUACAUGGACUCAUGAGCAGUUCCUUGAUAUGGACAGGCCUUGGACCUCAUUCUGCUUACGCGUUUAUGUUGGCUGAAAAGGGGUAUGAUGUUUGGCUGGGAAACUUCAGGGGUUCUCCAGAAGCCUCUCGGCACACAUUUUUAAACCCCAGUGAAAAGCCUUUUUGGGAUUUCACGCCGGAUGAACACGGAAAACACGAUCUGCCAGCAUUGAUCAACGCUGUUUUGUACCACUCUGGAAAAGCUAAACUAGUGUAUUCUGGCUACUCCUUGGGCACCCAGUCAUUCUUCAUCUACUGUCACUAUCAUCCCGAAGCAUGUCGUAAGAAAGUUCAAGCAGCUAUUAUGAUGGCCCCCGUGAUGGACAUGAGCUUCCUGACGGAUGAAAAAUUCUUGGCCAUUGCGAGGUUUUUACAGCCUACCGGAGCAUACAGGAAAGAGCUGGAUGCGAAACGAGUUUUCAGGUUCCCCACGCCCGAAGCAAUUUCUUCUUCACUUCCUCCUGAUGCGAAUGCCUUAUUGAAAGUUUUCACCCUGCAUCCCCCAGCACUGGAGACACUUGCAGCCCACGGAAUCGCACCCCAAGAAGUAAUUGAAAGGGUCUGGCCGGGCUAUGCCAUUCCAUGGGCGCUGUCCACUUACGAUUUUUACACUCAGUUGCUGACGACAAAGAGGUUCCAGGCUCUUGACUGGGGACCACGGAAAAAUCUUCAGCGAUAUGGAUCACUAAUCCCAACUUUGUACGACGUGAAAAAGACGAAUGUUCCCGUUUACCUGGUUGCUGGAAGUGCAGAUAAAACAGCGACUGUCUUAGAUAGUGAGAAGAUCAGGUUAUCGCUGCCUGAAGCCAAGAGGCUUCUUGCUGUUCCUGGAUUCACUCAUACGGAUUUCGUUUUCUCUGAUGACGCACCAAACAAUAAGAUGAACAAAGAAGAAUUGCAA